Messenger RNA from Monodelphis domestica (gray short-tailed opossum), 5224 nucleotides. RefSeq names its product F-box protein 10 (gene FBXO10). The record is from RefSeq and is a predicted model, not a curated record. NCBI's taxonomy places the organism in Eukaryota, Metazoa, Chordata, Mammalia, Didelphimorphia, Didelphidae. Gene Ontology annotation, molecular function: protein binding. Gene Ontology annotation, biological process: ubiquitin-dependent protein catabolic process; regulation of apoptotic process.
UGAGUUCCAUUUUUCAUAGGUACUUAAUAAUUAAAAGGGAGAGAGGAAACUUGUAGGAAUGUUAUAAAAAGCUAACCCUUUUUCUGAAAGAGAGGCGGGCUCUUUUUUCAAUUUGGCUAUGCAGGUACUGGAAUUAUCUCCCUUCAUUAAUGAGACGUUGAAGGAAAAACCCAGUAAAGAAACUGAAUUAAUACCAAAUGAAUGUGACAUCAUGGUGGACUUACUGAUACCUUUAAGCCUCCUGCCUUUUCUAUGGCUUUAAAGCAAAAAUCCGGCACUAGAGAAAGAGAACUCUUUCUGUGAAACUUGUUCAGGCUCACACAGGUGCAUCAAGAAUCAAAGGACUCGGGUUCAAGUCCUGCUGGAUGACAGAACCUAGGCUAGUCAUUUCACUUCCCUGAGCUUCAGUUUCCUCAUCUGUAAAAAUGAGUGGAUGGGCCUGGUGGGCCUGGAUGGUCUCUGAAGAGGCCCCUUCUAACUCUACCUCUAGGAAUCUCAGGAAUCCUCCAAACCACCCUGCUCCCAUCGAGGACCCUCGCAGCAGAUGGGCUUCCAGCCGGAUCCCGGCAUCCCCCGCAGCGGCGCCAUCACGUGACGCCUCCUAAACCGCGGGGAGCCCCCCCCUGGCAACGAACCUCUGAAGGCCCGGGAGGGGCGGGGGGGGGGGGAGGGAGGAGCUGGGCCGAGGAAGGGAGAGAGGGAAGGAGGGAGGGAGGGGAGGGGCUUCCUUUCGCCCGCCCUGGAAGAGCGCACGGGGAGCGGCCCGGGCUGCCCUAGCUCUCGGUCCCGGCGGCGGGGGGAGGGGGGGGGCGCGAUGCCGCGGGCCCAGCUAGAAGCUGCGGAGAGAUCGCUGAGGUGACCAUGGAGGUGAGUGGUCUUCCACUAGAGCUAUGGCGUCUGAUCUUAGCCUACCUGCGACUUCCCGACCUUGGCCGUUGUAGCCUCGUGUGCAAAGCCUGGUAUGAACUCAUUCUCAGCCUGGACAGCACCAGGUGGCGCCAGUUGUGCCUGAGAUGUGUUGAGUGCCGACAUCCCAAUUGGCCCAAUCAGCCUGAUGUGGAGCCUCGGUCUUGGAGAGAAGCAUUCAAACAACACUACUUGGCCGCCAAGACAUGGACCAAAAAUGCCCAGGAACUGGAGUCUUCUAACUGUUUUUACCUCUUCCGAAGAAGAAAGGACCGGCGGGUUCUCUAUGUUGGACCUGGUUGUGAAUUUGACAACCUUGGCAGUGCCUUGACCUCGGCCAACAUCUAUGAUAAGAUUGUGCUCUUCCCAGGCAUCUAUGAGGAACAGGGCGAAAUUAUCCUGAAUGUUCCUGUGGAGAUCAUGGGCCAAGGGAAGCUUGGGGAUGUGGCUCUGCUGGUCUGUGUGGAUCAGCACUGUGCCACAACACGGCUCUGCAACCUUGUCUUCAUGCCAGUCUGGUUCAGCCCUGUCAUGUACAAGGUAUCUUCGGGCCAUGUCCAAUUUGAUAACUGCAACUUUGAGAAUGGGCAAUUGCAAAUUCAUGCUCCUGGAACCUGCCAAGUUAAAUUUUGUACCUUUAAUCAAGCCAGCAUCAGUCUUCAUAGUGUAGCCCUUUGUGUCCUUGAAAACUGUGAAUUUGUUGGGAGUGAAAUUGCCUCUGUGACUGUUGAAGGGCAUCCAUCCUCUGAUAGGAAUUGGGCCUACAAGCACCUUAUGGGACUGGCCAGGUCCUCUUCUGCUUUAUCAGCUACCCAAGAUUCAGCACCUUUGAACCCCUCAAACCAAGAAACCUUCGGGCAUCUGCCCAUAAGAAACCCAAGGACCUGCGAGGUUGUUAUAGGUGAAAGCCAGAGCAACUUCAUUCCAGCUUCAAAAUCCCCACGAGCAUGUGAAAAAGACUUUAAGAAGGAGAAUGCAAUGAAUAGUGAACUCUGCCCUGCCAGGGAUGGGCAGAGGACUGCCCACGAUGCUGACUCCAAUGACAGUGACCAUAGCUCCAGCAGCGAAAAUGAAUCUGAAGACCAGUUCUUGUUCAAAUUCUCCCACCAGCUACCCAGUUUGGCCAAAUCUCUCCUCUGCAGGCCACAAACCAAUGGACUGACCAACCUCCAGAAAGGCCUGGAACUGAAAACCCUGCAGCAGGAGCUUCAGAGAGACAGUGAGGCUCAGUCUCUCGCCUGCUUCUUGCAGGGCUGCCUCAUUAGGAAGUGCCUUUUCAGAGAUGGGAAAGGGGGGGUCUUUGUCUGCUCUCAGGGCCGUGCCAAGAUGGAAGGGAACGUCUUCAGGGACCUGGUGUAUGCUGUCCGGUGUGUGCAGAAUAGCAAGAUCAUCAUGCUAAAGAAUGAUAUUUACCAUUGUAAAGCAUCAGGAAUAUUUUUGCGACUGGAAGCAGGAGGCUUGAUUGCUGACAAUAACAUUUAUUCCAACUCGGAGGCUGGUGUGGAUAUCCGAAAGGGAGCCAACCCAUUCAUACUGUGUAAUAAGAUACACAGUGGCCUUCGUUCAGGCAUUGUCGUCCUUGGCAACGGAAAAGGCAUCAUCCGUAGCAAUCAAAUAUAUGGAAAUAAAGAAGCUGGCAUUUAUAUUUUGUAUAAUGGAAAUCCCAUUGUGAGUGGAAAUCACAUUUUCCAAGGUCUUGCUGCUGGCAUAGCAGUGAAUGAGAAUGGAAGAGGACAGAUAACAGAAAAUGUGAUCCGUGAAAAUCACUGGGGUGGCGCAGAUAUUCGCCGAGGAGGUGACCCCGUUCUGAGAAGUAACCUCAUCUGCUUUGGCUAUUCAGAUGGUGUGGUUGUAGGAGAACAAGGAAGAGGACUAAUCGAAGGAAAUACUAUAUAUGGUAACAAAGGCUGUGGUAUGUGGAUCAUGUCCUCGAGUCUCCCACACAUCACAAGCAACCAGAUUGCCCAUAACAAUAUCUAUGGGGUUGCUGUGUUUUGUCAGAAGGAUGAUGCUAAUGAUUACCUCAUUAACCAAGGAAACAAUGAAAAUUUCAAUGAUGAAGGUGAAGCUUUCAGCUGGGAAAAUGAACUAGAGAGUGAAGAUGAUCACUUGUCCUCCCGGCGGCCAAUCAGCGUGGCUCUUAUUGAAUCUAACAGUAUUAACCACAACGGAGCUGCCGGCCUCUACGUCAAGAGCAACGAAGCCCUGAACGUCAUGGCCAACGUCAUCCACGCCAACCAGGAGAGCGGGCUGGCCGUGCUGCAGAGCACCCAGCUCACCCGCAUCGCCAACAACAGCAUCUCCUGCAACCACCUCGGCGGGAUCCUGGUGGAGGCCGAGUGCCGGGUGGAGCUCCGUGGAAACGGCAUCUAUGACAACGGCGGCCCCGGAGUGUCCUCCAAAGGGGAGGGGGCCAUCCUGGAGAAUGACAUCAUCGGCAACCGGGGCUGCGGGCUGCAGUUGCUGCAGGCGGCCAACAUGAAGAUCACCAAAAACAGAAUCCACUCCUCGCGGGACUACGGCAUCGUCAUGCUGGACCAGGUCAGAGGCCAGGUGCAGGAGAACACCAUCUUCCAAGGGAGGACCAGGAAGACCAUUUUGCAGCAGGUCUCCAGGCUCGAGGACUGCCUGGUUCAGAACAACAAGCUUCUGGCUUUCAGGAAGUCUGACAUCCCUUGGAAGCUGGAGAAUCCCCCUGCAAGGCCUCAGAUUGAAGACACAAGAAGCAUCUCUACAGCCCACAACAGCCAGAAGGUGGCAACCGUCACGACCAGGAUUGGUACCCGAGUGGAAGGCAGCUGCCCCAGCAGCCGCAGCAUCUUCUGCACCCUCCUGUGACUGUCAGGAGGCCACUCGGUAACGUGGGGGUUCACUGAAGUUUGGGGGAAGCUUGUUGUCAACCCCCCAUCUGGCUCUGUGGGGAGACCCGAGUGCCCAGCAAGUCCAAGACUGCGAGGCUUUCUGGGCACUGAAGAGUCCCUGAAGGAACUCCAAGGCAUAGUUGUUGUUUUUUCCCUUUCAGAAGCUGGUUCUGGGUUUAGCCCAGGAAAUCGAUUUAGUGAUUCUUGGAGGAGGAGGAAGUUGGUGGGUUUCCAGUUACUGAGACUGUAGGCAGAUGUGAAAAUGCAAGGGCAGAACCAGCCAGGAAGGAGGGCUUAACGAAAAGUGCUUUGAAGAAGCACCGCUUCAAGUCAAGACUCGAGCUGUCGUCCAUCCAGCCCAGGCCCCGACGCUGGCCCUCCCCCAGAAAGUGAGCUUUGGGCCAGAUCUCUGCUGAGCCCUCAAGCCUAGAAUCACGCAGAGGCUCUUGUUAAAGGAAGGUCUGGGCCAGGCGCUCUCCAAAGACACCUCCUCGUCUGUUUGCUGGGGACGAGCCACCUUUGGGACUCGGGCCCAGGCCUGGCCCCGAGCUUGGUCUCCUAGCACCAGCCACUUCUCAGGAAGAUCACCAUCCCCAGGGGACACGGCCUGACUGCCAGGCCCCGGGGACGAGAAGAGCCUGUGCCGCAGCCCCUGCUGCUCAGACUGCACGGGGGGUCACCACAGCAGAAGAGCUGACACGAGAUCCGCUCUCUGGGCCUCCCCCGGUGAGCAGCUCUGACGGGUCCACACCCGCUGUCCGAGGACAGGCCCCAGCCACGGGGGCACAGGCUUUAUGACCAGAAGACUGACCACUAGCCAGCUACAUUUUUUGGCACCUGUGACUUUUUUCACCCACACACAGAGCCAGGAUCCAUUCUUACAAACUCAAUAAAAAUGCAGCUUAGACAAUCAGACCCGAGCAGGUGAGGAAAUCGCACUCUGCUCCUUCCAUCCCGGAGGACUGUGCUAAAAGGUGUUGUGUCUGGGGGUUAGAGCCCUGUAAACCGGAAGCCCCAGGCCCUGAGGAGUGGCCAAAUAGGGCCACCCAUGGCAGAUGAGAGGGGCUUCCACAGAGACCCCGGGGCUCCCAGCUGGCCCACACCACGGUACCUUCCCAUCCAGCCAGGAGGCACAGUAUGGAGGGAACUGCAUUGUUUACACCCUCCGGGGAGAAGGGGAGGCACCAAGGGGGAUGCCUGGAGAAGAGGAGGAGGCGGGAGAUGUAGGACCAAGCACAGGUCUGCCCCAGCUUGAGGUCACAACAGCGCUAGCCUCUCCUGUGCCCUCGGUCUAGUUUCAUUUCCUUGGUAGACAUGUUCCACAUGGGACUGACAAGGCCCCCUUUUAAGAUGUACCAUGUGCAGCAUUUCCUAUUUUUAAAGAAAAAUCAUUUUUAUGUGAAAAUAUGAUGAAAUGACAUAAUGGAAAAAUAAAGUGGUAUAUUUUUUAAAAUAAA